This is a messenger RNA of Dissoconium aciculare CBS 342.82, 2807 nucleotides long. RefSeq lists its product as uncharacterized. Gene Ontology annotation, molecular function: RNA polymerase III type 3 promoter sequence-specific DNA binding; TBP-class protein binding; RNA polymerase III general transcription initiation factor activity. The coding region runs from base 97 to 2685 and encodes 862 amino acids. Gene Ontology annotation, biological process: transcription preinitiation complex assembly; transcription by RNA polymerase III; DNA-templated transcription initiation. Gene Ontology annotation, cellular component: transcription factor TFIIIB complex; transcription preinitiation complex; nucleus. The transcript has a single exon. The record is from RefSeq and is a predicted model, not a curated record. Lineage: Eukaryota; Fungi; Ascomycota; Dothideomycetes; Mycosphaerellales; Dissoconiaceae.
CAGCAACCGGUUUGACAGUAUCAAACACGCACAACCAGACAACUCCUCCAGCCAGACGCUCAAUUGGAGCCGGCACCCGGCUCAGUCGGUUCCCAUAUGCCGCCGAUCGUCAAGCCGCCUUCCGUGAGGAUUGGUGGAGUUCACGGCUUGCCGCCGAAAGUCCAGCGUCGACCUCGCAAAUCGAAGCCCGGCGGCACUGCGCCUGUCCACGAUUGCUGUGACAAUCCUGACCCUCAGGAUGAAGAUGGCAUCAAGAUUUGCAAGAAUUGUUUUACCGAAUUACAGAAUGUCAACAUUACCGCUGAGGUCACCUUCGAAGACCAGGCAGGUGGGCGAUCAACCGUGCAGGGAGGUCUGGUGGGUGAGAAUGCCCGAUUUUCAAAGACCCUAGGCGCCGGUGCAUAUCGCCGGAUUGGUGGCGGCGAAAGGAACUCGAUGGUAGAGAUCGAGAAUGCUGGCCGUCGCGCUCUCGCUAGCCUGGCUGCUCCUUUGAAAGUUCCAGACAACAUCACCCAGCAGGCAGCGAGCGUAUGGUCACUUGCUGCCCUCAACAAUUUCAUGGCUGGCCGUAGGACCGAUGAAGUGGCUGCUGCGUGCAUGUGGGCUGCAUGUCGUCGACAAAAGGAGAACGAUGUUUUGCUCAUGGACAUGGCAGAAAUACUUCGCAUCAAUGUGUUCCGACUCGGGGAGGUUUACAAGGACUUGUGCGAGAAAUUGUUCCUCGAAGGCAAGCCAGUGGGCUAUCAGCACUUUAUCGAGAUGGAGCCUUUAAUCAAGAAAUAUUGCCAAAAGUUACAGUUCGGAGAUAAGACCAAUCAGGUCGGCUACGAUGCUCUGCGCAUCAUGAAGCGCAUGAAUCGCGAUUGGAUUGUUUCUGGACGCCAUCCAGCAGGACUUUGUGGGGCAUGCAUCAUCUUAGCUGCGCGCAUGAACAACUUCCAAAGAAGCGUGCGCGAGGUGGUCUAUGUGUCCAAGGUUGCAGACGGCACUAUUGCCAAGCGGGUUGAAGAGUUCCGUCGAACAAAAAGUGCGGCGCUCACAGUCGAGCAAUUCCGAGAGUUCGGUAACCGCAUGCUGUUCCAACAUGACCCUCCCUCGCUACUCGAAGCAGAAGCUCGGGGGCAGAAGCAGCAGAAGCGCCGCGCAGCACGCGAGGCGCAUAUUCAACAGUCACAGGCCCGACAGCAUUCCGUAAUCAGCAUUGCGGAUGAUGAAAGCGAUGUAUCUUCGCGAUUUUCGUCCGUCGGGCUGGCAACGCCACCGCCCACCCAACUAUCCGGCGCUGAGAGCACUAACGUCGACUCGCAAGAUUCGUACGCACCACCCAUGGCACAAAUGACAACGGCUAUGACCAAUGAUGUGGCGGCUUCCGAUGCGCCAAAUAGGAAACGUCUACACGACAACAGUGACGCAGCAGAUGACAACAAUACUUCCGCAGACGAUCGAUCUAAGAGGACAAGGAAAUCGCCGUCAGCUCCCGCGAACGCUGCAUCAAGGAGUGGUGCUAGGACUUACCCUGACCAGGAGCCGCGUUUUGACGCUGAAGGAUUUGCGAUACCCGCGCUACCCAUCGAUCCCGAGCUACUUGGCGAUGAUUUGGCAGGUGUUGUGCCCACGAAGAAGACUCGCGGCCGUCCCAGGAAGAAUGCAAAACAGGAACCGAAAGCCCCGUUAGUGGUAGAACUCUCAGAAGAAGAAUUGGCCGAUGAAAACUACCUAGAGGAGCAGAUCAACCAAAUGCUUGAAGAUGGGCAGGUCGAGGACGCACAGAAUGAAGUCAUCAGUAUCAAGGAACAAGAACGAAUUGAAGCAGAGGCCAAUCGUGCCAAAGUCGUGGCGGCAGAGCAACAAAGACUUGACGCGGCAAAAGCACAACAACGCCGCGAAGAGCAGGGCUUUUCAAUGGGCGAUGCUCCUCGCGGUGAAGAGGUGACAGCUGCCGAGCUCGAGGAAGAAUUUAAGGAUGACAUCGAAGUUGAAAAUUGCUUGCUAAAUCCACAUGAGAUCAUGACAAAGGAGCGCAUUUGGGUAACUCAUAACGAAGAUUGGCUACGGAAGCAGGCCGAGAGAGAAAUGCUACAAAGCGUGGCGAACGCCACGGGCGUGCCGAACAAAGGCAAGCGUAGCGCUGCUGCGAAGAAAAAACGCAGUAAGAUUGGCGACCGCAGUGUUCUCGCAGACCACGAUACACCUAUCGAAUCGCCCGCCGACGCAGCGAAAGCAAUGUUGGACAGACGUGCGCCACAGAAGAGUCAACACGUCGACUUUUCGGCCCUCCAGAGAAUUUACGGGCGAACCUCACAGACGCCGAGUCGCGACGCCGGAAGUGGCGAUGCCUCGCCAACCAAUGAUUUUGAUCCGAGAGCUGGCCGUGAAACAUCCGAAGGUGCCGGUCACGGCAAGGAAGCCGAUCCGCCUCACGAUCGAAAUAGGAGUCGCGACGACGAUGGUCCCGAGCAGCGCGAUGACGACCAGAUAUCUGAAGCACCCGCGGACGAUGCAGACGAUCAGGACGAUGGUGCAUGGAAUAAUGCUAAUGACGAGGACGAGGACGUUGAAGACGAGGAUCCAGAAGAGGCGGACUACCGCACGGCGUUGCAAGCAAGCGGCAACUUCGAGGAAGAUGAAUUCGGAAUUGUGGACAACACUCAUAAUUAUGACGACGAGUAUGAUGAGUACGAGUAGAAUAGAAGGGAGAGAUUCUCGAAUCGCAUAAUUAACACCCACAUUCUUGGUUUGCAAGAUCGAGCAGCAGCGGUUGUCGAUUUAGGGUGCGUGCCGUCGGGUAGGAAGUCACCGCAAUAGAC